This is a messenger RNA of Labeo rohita (rohu), 1072 nucleotides long. It is a transcript of the gene fuom, whose product is annotated as fucose mutarotase. Gene Ontology annotation, biological process: fucose metabolic process. NCBI's taxonomy places the organism in Eukaryota, Metazoa, Chordata, Actinopteri, Cypriniformes, Cyprinidae. The record is from RefSeq and is a predicted model, not a curated record. Bases 43 to 504 code for a protein of 153 amino acids. The transcript has 6 exons. Gene Ontology annotation, molecular function: fucose binding; racemase and epimerase activity, acting on carbohydrates and derivatives.
UGAUUCGCCACAAACUCUCUCGUGUUCGGUCACUGCUUUGAAAUGGUUAUUCUAAAAGGAAUCCCAUCCAUACUUACUCCUGAAUUAUUGUAUGUUUUGGCGCAAAUGGGUCAUGGAGAUGAACUAGUUCUUGCAGACGCAAAUUUUCCAACCUCAUCUGUUUGUAAAUGUGGUCCAGUGGAGAUAAGAGCGGAUGGAGUAGGUAUACCAGAACUUCUGAAGGCAAUAUUGAAGCUUUUUCCACUUGAUACAUAUGAUGAUUCGGCAGCUGUCAUGGACCUUGUGCCGAGUGACAAAUUAAAGGGGCUGAAAGUGCCGGUAUGGGACCAGUACUCUGACCUCCUGAAACAAGCAGGAUCAGAUGGUAGCUUCAAGUUUGUUGAGCGGUUUGCAUUUUACGAGCGUGCCAAGAAGGCAUUUGCUGUAGUAGCAACUGGGGAGACUGCACUGUAUGGAAAUGUCAUCAUCAAGAAAGGUGUCAUUCCGCCUGGUGAACAGUGCUGAAAGAAGGUUUUCAGUGCUGGCGUUAUUACACCAAAAUUCCUAUAGAUAACAUGCAGAAUAGCUUUAUAUAAAAAAGAUUGUAUAUAUAAUGUGUGUUAAUUUAAUGCCAUCCUUUAUAUAUUUUGAUUACAAAAAUUACUCUGUUGUUAAUUUUUCAACAAGUUCAAAUAUUUUCUGUACUGUGAUGUUGUAAGACAAUUAAUAUUAAUAAAUAGAUUAGAGAAAACCAUACAAUAAAAUACAAAUUGAAAGUACAUUUCAGUUGUAUCAACUAUAUUUUCUUUUAUGAAAAAAAAAAUGCUUUGUGAAAUGAAAGUCAGUUUGUUUAACCUUUAAACAUUUGAUCACAAAGUUUAAAUAUACCUGGACAAAUUUAGCAUUUCUUGGGCAACAGGUGUAACUCAAACCCCACCUGUAGCAUUUCAUUUUGUUGCCCAUUGUUUUGUGAAUUAACAGUUCUGUGAAUGUUCUUGUUAGGACUAUGGAAAUGUAAAAUGUUUGCUUUUCUUAUAUAUUGCCUUAGUAAAUGCUUUCUACUUUUUAAAGGUUUUUAUAAUUAUUUUAUUUA